This is a messenger RNA of Lucilia cuprina (Australian sheep blowfly), 2550 nucleotides long. Its product is annotated as rh5-interacting protein. The record is from RefSeq and is a predicted model, not a curated record. The coding region runs from base 242 to 2449 and encodes 735 amino acids. NCBI's taxonomy places the organism in Eukaryota, Metazoa, Arthropoda, Insecta, Diptera, Calliphoridae. The transcript is spliced from 10 exons.
AACAAAUGCAGAUAACUAAAACAUUUUUUGGCGUAAGUGGAUUAGAUAAGAUUUGUGUCGAUAUCGCGUUUAAGCACUAUAAUUUUUUCAUUCAAAUUCGCCAAUAUUCAAUCAGUCAAAAUCAGUUGCAAUUCAAACCGUGUUAACGACAAUUUGAAGAAUUCAUUUGUAAAUAGUUUAAAGAUAAAUUGUUUAAUAAAAUUCUUAUAUUUCCUUUGAGGAAAAUAAACAGAUAGAAAAAAUGAAAAUAUUAAAUAUUUUUGCAUUUACAUGUCUUCUGGUAACAGGCACAGGAGCUGUCUAUUGGCCAUGUGAUACACAUGACGAUUGUACGGCCAAAUACUCAUCGUGCUCGUCGGCGACUAGUCAAUGUAAAUGCACCGAUUUCGAUAUUGUGUUUUCCAGUGAUUUUUCGACAUGUUUGAAGACGUCACUGAUUGGUGACAAAUGCGAAGAAAGUGUUCAAUGCAAUCUUAUGCCAACGGGAGCCAAGUGUAAAUCGGGGGUCUGUGAUUGUGCCGAUGGCGAAACAUAUGUACGUGGACGUUGUCGGAAAUUAAAUGGUCUCAAUCAGCAUUGUGAUACAGAUUUAGAUUGUUAUUUUGGUUAUGAUCGAGAAUCGGUCCAGUGUAAGGAAAAUAUUUGUACAUGUGCCAAUGGAUAUUAUCAUAGACAUGGCAACAUAUGCCGACGUAAAUCAAUGGAAAUUGAUGAUGUUUGUGUUGUUCACACUGACUGUGAUGAUUUGGGUGAAAAUGUAAAAUGUAAAAGUUUGAAAUGUCAAUAUGUUAAUGAAAUAAAAUCUAAAGUUAAUAACAAUAAUAAUCAUACAAAUGUUAAUAACAACAUAAAUACAAGAAAUAACAACAACAAUAAUAAUAACAAUAAUAACAACAACAAUUAUAUAAAUACUAGAGCAAAAAGACAAACUUCCACACCAACCGAAACCAAUUCGAAUCUUUCAAAAUCAUCACCCAGUGAAAGUGAAUUUAAUGUUGUUACCAAAUUGGUUAAUGGUCUGAGUACUACAUCAAGUAUUAACAAUAAUAACAACAACAGCAAUACAAAUAAUAACAACAACAAUAAUAUCUUAAGUGAUACAGAUGCUGAAGAUUUAAAUACGGAAUCGAAACAAGAAUCAAUUUCACCAACCGCCGCUAACAAUAAAGAAGCACAAAAGAGUCGUGAAAUAGCGAUACAAACUAGUAUCGAUGCGUUCGAAUUGAAAGUAUUGACACCGAAAGUUAAAAAUGUUGGUACAAUUACAACCACCGCAUCGACCAGUUCCAGCAGUCGUAGACCCUCCAGACAACAACAGAGACAAAAACGUCGUCCAACCUUAUUUCAUUUUAUUGAUGAUGAAAAAACUAUAUCAACUGUGUCGAACACUGAUGACGAUGUUGAGAAUCAAGAAUAUGGUUUUCAAUGUACUUAUCACGGAUUACCCUGCAAUGGCCUUCCUCAUUCCAUAUGUUCCAAUAAUGUUUGUUUGUGCCGCCCCGGUUACUAUAACAGAAAUGGAAAAUGUUUCGCUGAACUGGGCGAGAUAGCAGAAAGUUCGGAUGAAUGUGAAAAUGAAUUUGAUGCUGAAACUAAAAAAUGUAUUUGCCAAAAGAAUUACUUUUAUGAUGUCAAUCUAAGAGAAUGUCGUAAACCCAUACAAUAUCAUUUAUCCUGUAGCAGAGAUAAUCAAUGUAGUCCAUUUGGUGCUGCUUAUUGUUAUCCUGAAGUACCGAGACGUUGUACGUGCAAAGAAUAUGCCGAAUACGAUGAACUCUUACAGAUGUGUGUAUAUAAGCAAGGCUUAGGUUCCGAAUGUGAAAUCGAUGAAAAUUGUCCUGUUGAACAUGCAAUGUGUUCAAAUCGUACUUGUGUUUGUAAAACGCCCUACAUUAGGAAAGGAGAUAAAUGUUUGCCAGGCAUUGGUGCGGAAUGUUUCGAAACCGAUGAGUGCAUGGUGGAUAAUUCAGUGUGUGCCACAACUUCAGCUUCCAAUGCUACUCAGGAUGAUUCGAAAUCCUGUCAAUGUCGCAAAGGUUUUGUACAUUUCAAAGAUGAGUGUGUUAAAGAAGCCGAAGACAUUGACGAGGAAUGCGUUGAAAAUGAACAAUGUAAACCUUUAUUGGCCACUUGUGUUGACAAUAAAUGUUCCUGUAGCGAUAAACAACAUUUUCAAAAUGGUCAUUGUGAAACUCGUAAAGCUCUUAACGAAAUUUGCUCGACCGCCAGUGAGUGUUAUGUAGAAAAGGGUGCUGAAAAUGUCGAGUGCCGUAAUUCUGUGUGCCAGUGUAAAUUUGGUUAUAGAACUGAUAACGAACAUCGAUCUUGUGUUGCGUCCAAUAAGAAAAAUUCUUCCGGAAGGCCAAGUGCUCUUAAAAUAAUAACAUUCAUGUUAAUUGGUUCAGCAUUUCUCAUCACUAGUGCCGCUAUAAAACAAGCCUACUAUUAAUUUUUUAAAUUAAAUUCUUUAGAAAAAUACACACAAAUAUACGAGUGACAAAGCAGCAAAAAAUAAAACAAUUGAUUACAUUAACAAAAUCUAUGCUAAAA